AUGGCUCUCAAUGCAGGGCCCCAGGAAGUCCUGGAGUCGAAAACGGACGUCCUCAUUAUUGGCGCAGGGCCAGCUGGUCUCAUGGCUGCGUGGUGGAUGGCUCGCUGCGACAUCAACGUGCGCAUAAUCGACAAACGUGGUACCAAGGUGAUCAAUGGCCAUGCUGACGGGCUGAGAGCGAGAACCGAGGAGAUACUUGAUAGUAUGGGCCAUGGCCUGCAGGAAAAAGUUACCAGAGAGGGCUAUAUUUUCGAAAGCCUCAAAACAUGGAUUCCAGAUGAAAAAGGAGGAAUCUUUCGGAAUUCUGUUGACAAGUUAAUGCAAGACCACAUUAACGAUUUACCUUCUCCAUUCCUGAAUGUUACCAUAACCCAAGGACGUAUCGAGCGCUUCCUGGUUGACGCAAUUGGUGAACUUUCCCAUUGGAAGUUGGAUGUUGAGCGAGGCGUCACUGCUGAUUCUCUAGUCUACGAUCCUAACUUGGAAAGCGACCAUGGUGCGUAUCCAAUCACGGUGACGUUGCGAACUCUUUCGGACGAUGAGGCGAACCCGAAGCCGGCAAAUGGUGCCUUUGGUGGUCGCGAUGUUCUGGCCAAGAGCAACCUACCACCGGAUGAAUGGAACCAUGGUGAUGGACGGAGGCAGAAGUCCGGUACCCUCGAGGUACUCAAGGCUCGAUAUUUGAUUGGGUCCGAUGGUGCACAUAGCUGGCUCAGGGAUCAAUUGGAUUAUCGAACCGAAGGCUCUCGAACUGAUUCCAUCUGGGGGGUAAUGGAUAUUGUGCCUAUAACCGACUUUCCAGACAUCCGAUACCCCUGCUUCAUUAAGGGCACACAAGGAACGCUGAUGCUCGUCCCGCGGGAGCGCAACAUGACGCGGGUCUAUGUUCCCUUCAGCGAACAGUCUUCGGGUGAUCGAUUUAACCGCGCAUCGAUCACACUUGAGCAGAUUGUUUCGAAGGCUAAGAAAUUCUUUGCACCCUACAAACUCGACUUUACGGUUUGCGAGUGGUGGAGUGUGUACCAGGUUAGCCAGCGAGUAGCGGAGCGCAGUCAACAUCCGGGCAACCGCAUAUUUCUCACUGGUGAUGCUGUACAUAUGCAUUCCCCCAAGGUCGGACUAGGCAUGAAUACGAGUAUUCAGGACGGGUUCAACCUUGGUUGGAAAGUUGCGUUGGCAGUCGCCGGGAUCGUUCGUGAUGAAAAUGCACUGCUCGCUACGUAUGAGGGCGAGCGACUCCCUGUGGCUCAGAAGCUCGUCGCCUUCGACCGCACGCUUUUCAUUGACAAUGGAAAUCUGGAUCCCAAGGAGUUCCAAAAACGCCAUACCGAAUUUCGGGAAUUCUCAGAUGGCCGAAAGCUUAUGUAUGCACAGAGCAUUCUGGUCUCUAAGCAAACAAGCACACAGUCUGUUGCGACUGGACUGAUUGUGGGCGAGUCUUUCAAGCACGCUCGGGUCUUGGGGCAUGCAAAUUCGCAGCUAUACUGGACGACAAAACUUUUUGAGAGCGAUAGCCGAUUCAGGAUUGUCCUCAUGGCCGGGGACGUAAGUGUGCCGCAUCAAAUGGAGAGAGUCAAGAGGUUCUGUGAAAGACUGGAAGCCGAAAAUGAGGAUGAGAGCGGAAGAAAAACGUCGCUUCUCUAUACCCGCUAUCGGUAUCCUUUUACCGUGUCUUCGGAUACUCAAGAUGUCUGUUCCCCUAUCCUACAACACCCUGCUAUCUCGUACCUGCAUCAACGAUGCCUCACGUCUAUGGUGUCCCUCCUAGCGAUUCACAGCACCGUGGAUGCCUCCGAGUCUAUCUCUCCUUUCGAAUUUCCAGCAGCCCUACGUGGGCCUUUCGACCCAAGCUACCAUGGAUGGGACUUCUCGCGUAUCUUCGUUGAUGCACCAGUCCAUUAUGACCGCUACUGUGACGGUCGAGCAUAUACAAGGUGGGGGAUUGACCGUACAAGAGGGGCUGUAGUCGUUGUCAGACCUGAUAUGCAUGUGGGAUGGGUUGGUGAAUUAGAGGACCACGCUCUCGAGGCGUUUUUUGCGAAUCUACUUAAGUAG
Molecule: messenger RNA, 2055 nt
Organism: Penicillium antarcticum
Lineage: Eukaryota; Fungi; Ascomycota; Eurotiomycetes; Eurotiales; Aspergillaceae
Product: Phenol 2-monooxygenase
Exons: 4
Coding region: 1-2055 (684 amino acids)
Molecular function (GO): FAD binding
Source: RefSeq, a predicted model, not a curated record